AGCUUUUGACCUCCUCUUCUUUUCAACUCUCAGAUGCUCGGCGGCUGGCAAGUUCUAACCCCGUAUCGUCUCAUCCGCGCCUUAACCGCACCGGGGUAUCUCUCAUCGUUUCCGUCUUGUCGCGCCAACUGUCCAAGUGAAAAAAAUCUUUGUAUUGUGUAGUUGUUACACUUCUUGGCUGAUAUAAACAUAUCUGGUGCACUAAGGCAUCUAUUUCAGAAGGAUGGUACCCAUUAGGAAACUGAGCCACCUGAAGGAGAAAUUUACCUUAUGUUCUUUAAAAUUGAAUCUUGCUAAUUGCAGUGGUAAAAGCCUAUACAAAUCCCUCCCCGUUGAUGCUGAUGGGAAAUUAAAGUUUGUUAGUCAGUUAGCUGGUAUGUCAUUGAUCGACAUAAAUGGACAAUGUAAUUUGGUUAGAUUUCAUCAUUUGUUAUCUCAAUCAUUUUCGACUUUGGGUGGGACAGUCCUUGUCCAGGCUCAGGACCUCGGUAAAAUGAGCGAGGAGAUUGAACACGCAAUUAAUGAGUGUAACCUAUUUUAUGCUUGGGAACUUCUAGAAAGACAUAUCCGAAUGGAUGGGCUCCCCAGAAUGUCAAUUCUGAACAGACUUGUAACAUCAUGUGCAGAAUGUCUAGAAGUUCAAUGGCUUGAAAAGGCUUAUACUUUAGUUGAACAGAUCUUUGAGGAUGGCAAGAUUAAUUUAAUGGAGAAAGAGAGCUUGUUUUAUCUCUCAUUUGCAUUUUCAAAAUGCCGAUUGCCUGUUCCAGCAUCUACCCUUCUUAGGAAGCUUGUUGAGAUAGAAAGGUUCCCCCCUGUGGGUCACUGGUGUGCAAUCAUAGGUCACAUGUCACAAACAGCCUCUGGAGCUUAUCUUGCUGCUGAGCUGGUUCUAGAAAUAGGUUAUCUGUUUCAAGAUGGGAGAGUCGACCCGCGUAAAAAGACCAAUUCACCUCUGAUUGCCAUGAAACCUAAUAUCACUUCGUUCAACAUAUCUUUAGCUGGAUGUGUUCUGUUUGGCACAACCCGAAAAGCGGAGCAGCUUCUUGACAUGUUGCCUCGUAUCAACAUAAAGGCUGACACAACCUUAUUGAUCAUCAUGGCUCAUAUUUACGAGAAGAAUGGACGGUUGGAUGAACUGAAGAAGCUGAGGAGACAUGUUGACGAGGCCCAUGACCUCACCGAUACUCAAUUUCGACAGUUUUACAAUUGUCUGCUUGCAUGCCAUUUGAGUUCUGGAGAUCUUGAAUCUGCCUCCCACAUGGUCCUGGAAAUGCUUCGAAAGGCAAAGAAAGCUCAAAAUUCUCUUGGGGUGGCUAAUUUACUGUUUGAGAGCUCUAAGUGGUUCAAUUGUUCAUCAAACCCUGCACUUGAUGUAUAUGGCGGAGGGGAUUUAAAUAGGGGAAAUCAAGAAAAAUUGCAACAGAAGAUCUUAUCUUUUCAAGAUUUCUGUAGGGACAGGAAGUUUUUAAAACUUCAGGCUGAGGCAGAAGAGCUGCUUGAAGACUUGGUUGUUAAGCUACAAAACCAAAUCAAAUUUAUAACAAGUGAGAAUGGAAUUCUCAAACCAUCAGAAUCAGUAUAUGUGAAAUUAGUUAAGGCCUUCUUAGAAGCCGGGAGGACACAGGAUCUGGUGGCCUUCCUUAUCAAAGCCGAGAAAGAAGAUUCCCCAGUUUCAGUUGAUGAUUCAGUCUUGGUUCAAUCAAUCCACACGUGUAUUUCACUUGGGUGGCUAGAACUGGCUCAUGAUCUUCUUGAUGAAAUGCGUUUGGCUGGUGUUAAAACGGGUUCUUCUGUUUAUUCUUCGCUAAUGAAAGCAUACUGCCAAGAGAAAAGAACAGGAGAAGUAAUGUCUCUCCUUCGAGAUGCUCGUAGGGCCGGUGUCCAAUUAGACACAAGCUGCUAUGAUGUAAUGAUUCAAUCACAGGUUCUCCAUAGAGACACCGAAUCAGCUCUUCAUUUGUUCAAGGAGAUGAAAGAGGCUAAAAUUCCAAGGUUAGGGCAACAUAAAAGGUUCGAGUGUAUAGAUGGUAAAGAAGAAGCCAAUUUAAUGUCAAGACUCUUGCAGGAAAUAAAAGAAGGACAGAAAGUAGAUUAUGGAGUUCAUGACUGGAACAAUGUGAUACAUUUUUUCUGCAAAAAGAGACUGAUGAAAGAUGCUGAUAAGGCUUUUAAGAAAAUGAGGAGUUUGGGCCACUUGCCAAACGCACAAACAUUCCAUUCUCUGGUAACUGGUUAUGCAUCUGUGGGUGGAGAAUAUACAGAGGUUGCAGAUUUAUGGGGUCAAAUGAAAUCCAUUGCGAACUGUGGUGGCAUGAGGUUUGAUGAGGAGCUAUUGGAUGGGGUGCUUUAUACAUUUGUGAGAGGUGGCUUCUUUACUAGAGCAAAUGAGGUUGUGGAGAUGAUGGAGGAACGGAAAAUGUUUGUUGAUAAGUACAAGUAUCGUGCACUCUUCUUGAAAUAUCAUAAAACACUCUACAAAGGAAAGGCUCCCAAGUUUCAAACAGAAGCCCAUCUUAAAAAGAGAGAAGCUGCUUUGACUUUUAAGAGAUGGGUGGGCUUACAUUGAAGAAUGUUUUUGAAUGCUAUCAUGAGUGAGAUUUACUUUAUCUGUGGAUAUCGUGGCCUUGUGGGGCAUUCUUAGAUAAAGUGACCCUGAUCAAACGGUCCUAAACCUCUUGAUUGAAGCUCGGAUUGACCCCCUUUUGUGAAGCUUAGUGUCCAUGGCGCUUUCCAAGGGUUCAUUUGUGGAGACAAAUCAAAGAAAUCAAAUAUGCAUGGUAUGAGAUUCGAUAUGUGCAUAUAGAUGCUGUCAGGAUGUAUUCUUCUGGCUUUCACUCUAAUCCUCAGGAGGACUGGAAGUACAAAGGGAAAAAAAUGGUGAGAAAAUACAGAUUUGAGCGUAGCUAUAUAACAUAAUCCCUAAAUCAAAUGAAAACCGCCUUUGCAAGUCCAUUUCUCAAGCUUAUUAUUAUUAGAGUUCAGUGAAAUGAGGGACGAGCCGGCAAGGGAUGCAUCUUGCCAGUCAUCUGCCUCUUCAAGUGAUGAGAGAACCUCAGCCACACUGUUAUGUGAUUUUGGGGUUCAAAUCUCCAAAAUUUAAAAUCGUACAGGAAUUGGUGUUGGGCAGAACCGUCUGAAAAUUAGAGCAACAAAAAGAUGCGGAGUAAAGGAUAAGUUUCUAAGGGUUACUGUACUUUAAAAUGCUGGCAAUGGAACCUCAACCAGGUCACAAAGUGUUUUGCCCACAGAAUACGUCUCAGCUUGCAUGAGGGUUGUUUUUGCAAUGGCAAUAAGCUGGGAUUUUUGACUCAUUGUCUCAGCCUCUUAGCGAAACUUUGGCUGCGUUUGUAUCAGCGGAUCCGCCAAAAAUUGGAGGGUUUGACCGUGUUGGCGUUUUGGACCGGCAAAACUGCUGGAAAUUUGCGUUUGAUAAACAGCAGCUCAGGAUUAGCGAUUCGUAUGAAUCCGCCGAAAACCAAAACGCUGGGAAUUGGAGCGUUUAGGUUUUGGCGGAUUGAAAUCAUUAUUGAAUUCACCCGAUUGCCCUCAAUUCAUCUUCCUAUUUUCCUAUCGUUUCAGCCGCUUGAGGUAUCGCGUUCAGUGCUUCCUCUCUUCAGCUAGACGGGCUCUGCUUUUUCUCUUCAGCAAUAGAUUUCCCUCUUCAAGGAAGGAGCAGGGUGUGGAUACUUUGCUUGGAAAGAGGAUAUGGAAAUUCAAAAACAGAGGAAAUCCAAUCCAGUGCAUUGCUGUGAGGAGGUCGAGAAACUGAUUUUGAAGUUAACAUCUCAAGUAGAUCAUUUAAAAGUAGCAGUGGAAUCUGGAAUUGAGGAAAACAAGAAGAUUAAGAGCAUCCUAAUAGCAGUUGAAGUGUGUUAUUUAAUAUGUAAUGACUAUGAAAGACAUGUAAUGUACCAUUAUUGUUGACCUUUGAAGUUUAUUAUCAAGUUUAUGUCUUUUAAAUGUGAUGUGCAAUUGCGAAUGUGAUGUGAUCUAAGUUGGUAUAUGUUUGAUAUGUGAGGCUGAUCUUGC
Cuscuta epithymum is the source of this 4029-nucleotide messenger RNA. The record is from the annotation of a GenBank genome assembly. NCBI's taxonomy places the organism in Eukaryota, Viridiplantae, Streptophyta, Magnoliopsida, Solanales, Convolvulaceae.